Molecule: messenger RNA, 2217 nt
Organism: Knipowitschia caucasica
Lineage: Eukaryota; Metazoa; Chordata; Actinopteri; Gobiiformes; Gobiidae
Source: the annotation of a GenBank genome assembly
AUGAACAUCACCGAAUCGCGGGACUUCUCAGUGGACCUCGGAGGCAGCUUCACUGAGGACGCGCCCAGACCCCCCGUCCCAGGAGAGGAGGGGGAGCUGGUGUGGAGCGAUGGCCGACAGCAAAUCAACUCCGUUUACUCCUCCAAAAAUGAGAGCCUUAAAUGUGACGCCUCUGUGGCCACACCCCGCCGCCCAGACCUCGAUUUGGGCUACGAACCGGAGGGCAGUGCCUCACCAACACCACCUUACCUGAAGUGGGCGGAGUCUCUGCACUCCUUGUUAGAUGACGAAGAUGGAAUCAAUCUGUUUCGAAUGUUUCUGAGGCAAGAGGAGUGUGCAGACAUGUUGGAUUUCUGGUUCGCAUGCAGUGGCUUCCGAAAACUUGAAACCAGCGAGGACUAUGAAGAGAAGAAAGUCAAAACAGCAAAAGCCCAAACAGAGAUCCAGGCAAUGAUUGAGGAAAACACAUACCCCCUAUUCCUUAAAUCGGACAUAUACUUGGAGUACACACGAACCGGCGGAGAAAGCCCAAAGCCAACCAGUGACCAAAACACACUAAUAGAGGUGAUAGAGACGCCGCAUGAUUCCAGACUGCAGGGCGGAAAGCAGUGCAGGCCGCCCUCAUGCCAGGACCCAGUGAACCUGUGCUAUGCAAACGCUGGCCUUGCUCCCGCCACCAGCGCCAACGACAGCGAACAGCAAAGUCUGUCCAGCGACGCAGACACACUCUCGCUCACUGACAGCAGCCUAGAUGGAGUCCCGCCCUACAGAUACAGAAAGCAACACCGGCGGGAGAUGCAAGAUAGCGUCAAAGCCAAUGGUCGUGUGCCACUACCUCAUAUCCCACGCCCAAAUCGGAUUCUUAAGGAUAUCCACGUGGAUCCGGAGCGGUUUGCUGCAGAGCUCAUCAGCAGACUGGAGGGAGUUCUGAAGGAGCGCGAGGCAGAGGAGAAGUUGGACGAGUGGCUCCAGAGAGUUGGAUUGGAGGAAGAUGGAGAUGAAGCGAACACUAGUACAUCCAUACCUGGUUAUAGGCCUCCCCCUGGUGGUCACUUCCAUAGCUACAACUCCCACUAUACAGACAUCUACAGUGGAGCUUUCCUGAGAGACGCUCACGAGGAGAACCCAGAGUCAAUCCUGGACGACCACGUGCAGCGUGUCAUGAAGAGCCCUGGAGGACAGUCUCCAGGCACCAGGCACUCACCCAAAUCCCUCUCCCCAGACGGCCUCCCCUCUUUGGGCAGACACACCUUACCUGGGUGCUCUGUACAGGGUAAACAUCCACAGAGGCACACAGGGAAGCACCACCUCCAUCACGGCUCCAGCGGGAAGCCUCGGGAGCAGCUGGAGACGGAAGCGGCCAUGCGAGCACACGUCCACUCGGGUGUGGACGCACAGUAUGGAUCCAAGCCCCGCAGCUACGCAGACAGCACUCACCAGGAGAAUGCAGGCUAUGGCAGAGGAGGCUCAUGUAAAAGAGGUUGCAAGAAAAGUGAGGAAUUGCGUCCGUACGACGCUCCUGGCUUUGGAGUAGACAUGGAGAAGAACCAGAAGAUCCUGCUGUGGUUAAUGGACGGACAGAAAGAAGUUCGGCACAAGAGGAGUCCGUAUGGGAGUAUGACCGGCUACAAAAAGACCACAGGACACGAGGGACUACAUCAGAGCUCAAAGGACCGCAUCCAGCCAUCUCACCCGUUCAUCCAGGACCCCACCAUGCCCCCCAACCCUGCCCCCAACCCCCUCACUCAGCUGGAGGAGGUGUGCCGGCGCCUGGAGGAGGAGAACAUCAAGUCUGGAGCAGUGCAGCCCAAGCAGAGGUAUGUGAUGGAGGUGAUCCAGAGGGGGCGCUCUGCAGUCCGGCCGACACAGUGUCCUCCUGUGAAUGUGGUUCCAGCCGUUUCAGACAGCGAGCUUUCUGAACCUGAACAUGAAGGCGGCAAGAAGCAGCCGUAUGAAAAGAUGACCGUAGCGUAUUAUCUGUGCGAGGAGCCGAUCCCCUACACCACGAGCGUGGAGCGCGGCCGCGUGGUGACGCUGGGGCAGUUCAAAGAGCUGCUCACUAAGAAGGGAAACUACAGGUAUUAUUUCAAGAAGGUCAGUGACGAGUUUGACUGUGGAGUGGUGUUCGAAGAGGUGCGUGAAGAUGAUGCGAUUUUGCCCAUUUUUGAAGAAAAGAUCAUUGGGAAAGUGGAGAAGAUUUACUCCAGUGCAAGUUGA